AUGACUGAUAAGCAAGCUCAAUACGAAGCUGAAAGCCUUAAACGGUACGCUUUCGCUGGUGUUGUACUAUCAACCGCCGCUACCAUCUUGGCCAUGUUGAUGGUACCAAUGUUCUACAACCACGUCCAAUUCAUGCAAACUAACAUGCAGAACGAGCUUGACUUUUGCAAAUCCCGCAGUGGCAACAUGUGGAAGGAAGUCACUAGAACUCAGGUAUUUUUUGCAAACUAGUAAUAUUGAUAUUAUUAAAUUAUUAUUGCAGUUAAUUUUACUUGUUUUGAACAUAUACCAAUUUAAUUUACCACAUAUUUUUAGGUCCUAUCCGAUGUACAUCCUCGUGAAGCUCGUGGAAUCCGCCAUCGUCAAGGAAGAUCUCACCAUCUAGGUGGCGGCAUUCACCACGCUCCUCGUUUCGAACGUCAAGCCGGAGGUGGCUGUUGCGGUUGUGGUGUAUCACCAGCAGGACCACCAGGCCCACCAGGACCAGACGGACAGCCAGGAAACGACGGACAACCAGGAGGCCCAGGAAAUGACGGUCCACCAGGCCCAGCUCCAUCUCGCCCACAACAACACGCUGAGCCAUGCCAGACCUGCGAACAAGCCCAAGCUGGUGCCCCAGGACAGCCAGGACCAAAAGGACCACCAGGACAAGCCGGAGCUCCAGGACAAUCUGUUCAAGGAGGCGGACAAGGACCACCAGGCCCAGCCGGACAACCAGGUCCAGCCGGUCAACCAGGAGGACCAGGAAAUGACGGACAACCAGGAGCUCCAGGACAAGUUAAAGAAGGCCCACCAUCAGUUGGACCACCAGGCCCACCAGGACCCGCUGGACCACCCGGAGGACCAGGAAACGCUGGAGGCCCAGGAAACGCCGGACAACCAGGAAGUCAAGGACCACCAGGAGACGGAGGAGCUCCAGGUGCUCCAGGAGUUCCAGGAGGAGAAGGACAACCAGGCCAACCCGGAGAAGAUGGCGGUAAGGGAUCGUGUGACCACUGUCCACCUCCACGUACCGCCCCCGGAUAUUAA
Bursaphelenchus okinawaensis is the source of this 1029-nucleotide messenger RNA. The record is from the annotation of a GenBank genome assembly. Lineage: Eukaryota; Metazoa; Nematoda; Chromadorea; Rhabditida; Aphelenchoididae.